Messenger RNA from Fragaria vesca subsp. vesca, 1215 nucleotides. Its product is annotated as 3-hydroxyisobutyryl-CoA hydrolase 1-like. Gene Ontology annotation, molecular function: 3-hydroxyisobutyryl-CoA hydrolase activity. The record is from RefSeq and is a predicted model, not a curated record. Lineage: Eukaryota; Viridiplantae; Streptophyta; Magnoliopsida; Rosales; Rosaceae. Gene Ontology annotation, biological process: L-valine catabolic process. The coding region runs from base 1 to 1215 and encodes 404 amino acids. The transcript has 2 exons.
AUGGCAUCAUUUUUAUUUAUAGCUGCAAAAAUUGCUCGACAGUCGCAGGUUCUGAUACAAGAUUUUAAUUCAUAUGUGAGGACACUGAUACUAAACAGGCCUCGAUAUUUGAAUGCUUUGUCCGGCGAAAUGCUCUCCCAGCUGCUUCAACUGUUCCUUGCCGAUGAGCAUGAUGCCAAAGUUAAACUGGUCAUUCUCAAAGGUAAUGGAAAAGCAUUUUCUGUGGGCGGAGACAUUGCUGAAGUAGCUCGUCUUCUCGAUAGUGGUGAUUGGAGGCUUGGUCUCAAAGCUACCGCAGAGGUCAGUAAAUUAAUUUACUUGAUAGCAACAUACAGUAAACCGCAGCUUUCGAUUGCCAAUGGCAUGGCCAUGGGACGAGGAGCUGCUCUUUACGUAUCCUCUAGAUUCCGUAUGGCAACCGAGAAUUCGAUUUUUUCUAUGCCAGAAACAGCUUUGGGAGCGGUUCCUGAAACAGGUGCCUCUUAUUUCCUUUCCAGACUUCCUAGAUUUUUUGGAGAAUAUCUUGCCCUAACUGGUGCCCAAUUGGACGGUUCCGAAAUGCUUGCUUGCGGUAUAGCUACUCAUUUCGUUCCUGCAGCCAAAUUGGUUCUGCUAGAACAAGAGCUACUUGCUUCCACAGGUGCUUUAACCUCAAGUUGUGAUGAUCUUGUAAGUUAUGUGUCAUCCAUUAUAAGCAACUACUCAAUCCAACCAGCUUUGAAAGAGAGAGGGAGUGCUUGGCACAAUAUGGAUGUUAUUGAAAAGUGCUUUUCAAAGAGCACGGUACAAGAAGUUGUAAGUGCCCUAGAGAAGGAGGCUACAGAUGAUAUCGAUGAUGGUCAUGUAAAUGGUGGUAAUAAUCCAUGGUUGACGUCCACAAUUGAAUCGCUUAAGAAGGCGUCGCCUAUUAGUUUGAAGAUUGCUUUGAGAUCUAUCAGAGAAGGAAGGUCGCAAGGACUGGGUGAGUGUCUGGUUCGAGAAUAUAGAAUAGCCUGUCGUAUUGCGAGGGGAGAAAUCAGCACAGAUUUCAGAGAGGGUUUGUCAGCUCUACUGGUCGACAGAGAUAGGAUCAAAAAGUGGGAGCCUUGUAAAUUGGAACUCGUAUCUGACCAGAUGGUUGAUCGGUAUUUCUCGAAGUUGGAAAAUGAUGAUGAAGAACUGAAAGAACUAGAGCUCCCUGCAAGAUCCAACUCUCCUGCCUUUGCCAAGCUCUGA